AUAUGAGGCAAAAAUUUUAGGUUACAGCUGAUUAUUUUUUCUCCUUAGAUGUCAGUACUGAUUUAAAAUACAUACAUACACACACACAUUAAAAAGUAUCUGGAAAUGUAGCCAUCUCUAAGAUUUUUUUUUUUUAAUUUUGAAACUAGAAAUACUUAUUUUUAAGUAAAUCAGGAUGCAUUUAUAUAGCAGCACAUUUUCAUUAAACAUUUGGUGCUAUAGACAAGGACAUUGUCUCAUCUUUAAGGAAUUAAAUUAUUUUCACCUUUAUCCUUAGAGUUGGGAUGUAGUUUUUCUGAGACAUCUUUAUUAAGAAAAUACAUAGUUUUCAAUGUAAUAAAAAAAAAAAUGCAAACCGUGGAGGACAUGAUUACAAUGAAACAAGAUUUUUCUUUAAGAGAAAUGCCAGUUUUCAAGAUUUUUUUUCCUCUGUUCAUUCUAAAAUGAUCUAAAUUUAAAUUUGAGGAUUUCCAAUUUUUUUAUGUUCCAAUUUUGUAUAUGUUGCCAAUCUUGGCUGCUAUCUCCACUCCCUGUUCUUCCUUUCUUAUGUUAACCCCUUUCUUCCAGAAAGUAAACCUGACAAAUAAAGGGCUCUUAUGUUCUAUAAUAUACAUUUUAAAUGUCUUAAAUUACCUAGUAGUAUAUAUUUAGUUGUCAUUAGAUGCUGACAUUUAAAAUGUUUUAUAAAAAUUUACAAAGUAUUUGAUACAUUUUCAUUUGGAUUCUCUCAACAGCCAUCUGAUUGAAGUUUUCAAAUUAUCCCCAUUUUAUAGAUGAGGACACUAAAGCUUGGAAGAAGUGACUUUCUCAAGGUGGUAAAGCUUAAUAAAAGCUUUACUUGCUACUCUAGGUUUUCAGAAGCAGAAUCUAUAGCAUCUUUCACAUUAUCACAUCCUUUCUUUUUAUCAGAGCUUCAAACUAGGGCACUGUCUCAAACUGGUAACAUGGGAAAGGGAUGGUGGUAAUAAUUACUUCCUUAAACUCAAAUUCCUCUCCCAUGGUAUCUUUUUUCCUAAGAAGGGGAACCCCCUGGUUCACUUUCACCAUGCCAAAUCAUUACAUAAAGAUCUAUACAGUUUUACAGAAUAUUUUGAACAUGAGCUUACGAAGAAUGAUGAAAUGGAACGUGUCAAAAUGCCAAUGCAGAAUUUCGUCAACUGGUAUCUAGUGAUGUUUGUACUUUUUUACUAAUAGCUGGAGAAAUACUAAAAUGUAUUGAAAUUAAUCUCAACUAUGUUAAUUUUACAUUCACUUCAUUAUGUCUUAUAAGUGGAAGUUUUGUUAGAGCAUUUGAAAUUAGCUACUUCUAAGUCUAUGAAGUCUUCUCACAUUUAAGUUAUUUAAGUCUAGGGAAAGGUAACAAAAACAAUGUGAUAGUGAGAUUUAAUAUAAAGUGACUAACAUCUGCAUAAAUUUACAAAGUACACUGACUAAUGAAGAAUAAGGAUUUAUAGUGGAAUUUAAAAAAAGUAUUGUUAAAGAGUUAAGUUCUAAAAGGAGAAACAUUUAUCUAAAGUGAAGAAAAAGUAAUUUGGGGGCAACAUUAUGGGAGGAUCAGGAAAAGUACCAUGUAGGAGGUGGUACUUGAACUGGGCUUUGAAGGAAGCUAAGAAUUCUGAGUUGAGGGUGUGCCAUUAUAAUCGUUGAGGUCUACUUACAAAAAGGCAUGAUGAGCAAUGGAAUGUUGUGUGGGAAAUGGCCAUACCAGUUUAGCUAGAAUGUAGUGUGUAAGAGUAAAUGGGUAUUAAGCCUAGAAAACAUAAGAUGGAACCAGACUGUAUAGGAUUUCAAAUGAUACAUGAGUUUACAUUUUCUCUUAAGAUGCAGGAGAAAGCCUUGGAACCUGUUGAACAGGGAAGUGACAUGGAUAAACCUGUACAGCAAUCACUUUGGCAGCUCUGUGGAAGAGGGAGAUAAGAACUAUGGGGAAGCUAUCAGACAAAGGGCAAACACAGUUUGGCAUUAGUGAAGAGGUCUAUGCCGUGGUUCAAUGAUUCAAGUUCAAGAUGCCUUUUGAAACUCAGGCAUUGUCUCAAGAUGAACUCCGAAAGAGAUUGUAUCAGACAUUUAAGAAUCGGGGUAUUUUGGACACCCUCAAGACUCAACUUCGAAACCAGCUCAUACAUGAGUUGAUGCAUCCUGUUUUGAGUGGAGAAGUACAGCCACAAUCCAUUCCUGUUGAAGGAAGCUCGCUAUUAGUUGGAGCUUCUAAUAGUCUUGUGGCAGAUCACUUGCGUAGAUGUGGCUAUGAAUAUUCACUCUCUGUUUUCUUUCCUGAGAGUGGAUUAGAAAAAGAAAAGAUAUUUACUAUGCAAGAUCUACUCCAGCUGAUUAAAAUCAACCCCAAAUCCAGUUUCUACAAAUCACUGACAUCAAAAAUUCAAAAAGAGAACCAGAAAGGUUUUCUCAUGCAGAUUUUGAUGGAAUUGACAGAAUAUCAUCUAUCCAGGGAAAGUUGCAAUAUGGAGACUCAAACAAGUUCGGCAUUAUUGCCUUCUGGUGAAUCUCUUGCUGAAAAAUUUCAACUCAUUGAUGAGCAAUUUGCAGAUAUUUAUCCUCAACGCCUUAAACUGGAAUCAUUAGAAACAAAGCUCAAUGAAUAUAAGAAAGAAAUAGAACAGCAACUUCAAUCAGAAAUGUCUCAAAAGUUGAAGCAUUUUAAAGAUAUUGAAAUAGCAAGAAUGAGGAUGGAAGAAAAAAGAAGACUCCAGAAAGAAAUGACUGAACUACGGCAAGAGUUUGAAAAAACACACCAGGCAAAAUCCGAGGCUCUAAUUUUUCGAGAAAAGAAUGCUAUUGAAAGACUUCAGAAGCAUCAGGAGAUUGAAGCAAAAGAAAUUUAUGUCCAAAGGCAGGGUUUGCUGAAAGACAUUGAAAUGGUAAGAAGUAGAGAAGUUGAACUGAAGCAAAGAAUUGAAGCUUUUGAAUUAACCCAGAAGCUACAAGAAGAAAAAUAUAAAAACUUGGAAGAAUCUCUGCGAAGAAGGGAGCUGAAUGUAAAGAGUAUGGAGGAUGCAUAUGAACAAAGGCUUAGGAGUGAACUUCUAAAAUAUCAACUUGAAUUAAAGGAAGAAUAUAUUACCAGAUCUAAUAGAUUAAUUGAAGAAGAGCAAAAGAAUAAAGAGAAAGCUCUGCGUUUACAAGAAGACACCAAUGCUAUUAAUUCAAGAAGGGAAGAACUCAGGGAAGCUGUAAAUCAUGCCAAAGAUCUUGAGCUUGAAUUGGAUUCUCUCAAAGGACAGAUUUUAUUAGUAACAAAACAGAACCAGUUGCUGAAUGAAAAACUUAAAGAUACUACAGAUUAUCUGCUUUUAAAAGAAGAGAGACUGGAGCUUCAAGCACAAAAUAAAUUACUUAAACAACAACUAGAAGAGAUUAGAAAUGAAAACAUGCAACUUCAACGAAGAUCUUCUCAGCCAUCGGCUGAACUUAUAGCCUUACAGAAAGAAUCAAAGGUGGCAGAAAAUGCAAGAAAGCUUGAACAGAAGGAAUUUAAGGCUGAAAAACAAGUCCUGGAAAAAAGGCUCCAAAAUGAGAUUGAACGUUGUUCUCUCCUGAAGAAUCAGAUAUUAGAUUAUGAAACUUCUACAAGAAGGUUAAAUAUGCAGAUUGAAGACUUGAAAUUGCAGCUUAAGCAAACUCAAACAGCUUUAGAAAAUGAAGUAUAUCGAAACCCAAGGUCAUCACUGAUUAAUCACUCAGUCAUUGAUUUCACAAGUGACAAGAUUGUACCUCGUGAUAUUUAUAUGGAUAAUUUCUUGAAGAAUCAGUUCUUUUCUGAUGCUGUUGUUCAGUCAGAAGAUCUUCUAAGGAGCAAAUAUUGCCAGCCUGCGAAAAUUGAGAGUGCUUCUACAGAUGCUGAUCUUGAAUUUGUAGCUAAUACCAAAGCAAGGGUAAAAGAACUGGAGAAGGAGGCAGAGUACUUAGAAGAAGCGUACAGGAAUUACCAGCAACGAGUUAUUCAAGCUACAAGGAAAAGCCCUUCCCCAGCAAGGAGUUACUCUCCUUCACUUUUUCCAGCAGUUCAAAGUAGUAGCAUUCAUGAAAAAGUUAUGUUUGCAGAGGAUAAGUUUGUUUCUGAGCAGCUUCCACUCAGUAGUCUGAAAGAUGAAAAAGGUGAUGCAAUGUCUGAUUACCAAACUCCACAGCAAAGGAGAAUCCCUUCUCCUAGAAGGCUUUCCUCUACUCCACGUUCAAAAACAAGGAGAAGCCUUAGUAACCAAAUGUAUUUAGCAGGUAAUGGGUCAUUUGUUGGGUCUCCCUGUCAUCUUGCUGACAAAAUUCCAUCACCAAUUCCAAAGACAACUCAACUUUCAUCUGCUGUAUCUGCUCCAAAUAUCUCAAUUGCUUGCUUACCAAGCAAUCAAGAACAGAAAUCAAGUUAUUAUGAGAAGCACACUGAUCAAGAUAUAAGUGAUUUUUCAAAUGCAGAGAAAUCAGGCAUUGAGGAUAUUCAAAAUGAAUCUUCUUUAGAAUAUGGUGGGAACAUUCCAAAGGAACUUGAAAUAGAUGUGUUAUAUCCAGCAGGAGAUAUGGUUCCCAUUAACAGAGUCAUAGACACUGUGCCAACAAUAACUACUUUGCAUCAAGAUCCAAUAAUGCUAGAUCUAGAAGAACAGGAGACAGAAGAAAAAUGGGAAGAGAAACGGAGAGAGAGAGAGGAAAAGCGGCAGAGAGAAAGAUUGGAAACUUUUGAAAGGGAACAAAGAGAACUACAAAAACUGGAUAAAGAAAUGAGAUUGCUUGAAGAAUCAUUGAAAAGUGAAGUAGAAAAAGAUAUUAAAGAACUGGAAAUCAUCAACAAAGAAAUUGUCAAUCCCCUAGAGAAAUAUAUGAAAAUCAUCCAACAAAAUAAAGAUCAGGAAUCAGUAAAUAAGAGCUCAAAAAAGGAGGUUGUGGAAGAAGUAUCAAUUGAAGAAACACUAUUGUCUGAUAAUAAAGCUGACAGGUAUGAUAUCCCAAGCAAAAUUAACACUAGUUUUACUAUAUUUAAGUUAUGUUGUGGCUUCUUUUGGCUGCUGUGAGAUAGAUAAUAAAUUAAUUGUAAAGAAAGUUGGGGAAUUGCCAUAGUAUAAAAAUCAUGUCAUUAAGGAAAUACACCUCUCCCUUAAAAAAAUCCAAAUCUAAUCAUUUGAUUUGUCAAUUUAAGAAAGUUUGUCUAAUUAUUCUUUCACCUCUUUUCCUUAUUUAGUUUGUCAGCUUCUGAAGAACCAGAUGACUUUUGGUGAGAGGUUUGCUUCUCAGGUUCAUACUCAUAACAGUAUGUUGUAUUAAAUUUAAACCGAGGUUUUUAGUGAUGUAGACCAGAAUAUUUAAUAAAGAUUUUACAUAGAAAAUCUA
Molecule: messenger RNA, 5340 nt
Organism: Sarcophilus harrisii (Tasmanian devil)
Lineage: Eukaryota; Metazoa; Chordata; Mammalia; Dasyuromorphia; Dasyuridae
Gene: OFD1
Product: OFD1 centriole and centriolar satellite protein
Exons: 22
Coding region: 2007-5024 (1005 amino acids)
Biological process (GO): epithelial cilium movement involved in determination of left/right asymmetry
Cellular component (GO): ciliary basal body; centrosome
Molecular function (GO): protein binding
Source: RefSeq, a predicted model, not a curated record